GGCAGUAGAGACCCUGGGUCUGGUUGGUGAAUAGUGAUUACAGGGAGUAUAUGCUGUCGGGCCUAGUGAACAAGGGAGGAGGUGUGUGUAUGGAGAGGGGGUGGUUGUCGGUUUGUGUUGUUUUGAUUUGGGCGCGCGUCUUGGGUUGAGACUGAGGGAGUAGAACUACUGACUGCGACUGACUGACCUUGGACAACUUUUGAUAUUUCGUGGACAACACACACAAAGACUGCUACAUCCUAUAAGCUAUAAGCUAUACCUCGCAAGCUACUACUGAACACUGCUCUGCUCAUCCAUCAAGCUGCCACUGGCAGGACGGCCGCAUGGUGACAGACACCUCGCGGCUCAUUGUUCCAACGCUGCGGAUGCAGCCACCCAGUCCAAUUGAAGAGGAAGAUGGCUCACCUGCCUCGACUCUCUCUGCGCUACCGACGAAUGUCACUGCAGAGUUGUCUGAAUCCCCCGCAUCAAACGCAUCUGCUCCAACAAGGGGCGCAACGGCGAGGGUCAUGGCGAAACCCUCUACAGAGAGCACGGACGGCGCCUUACGUCCUGGCACAGCCACCUCUUCAGGCUUACUCACUGAAUCGGAUUCAGAGACAGGCGGCUAUGCUUCAUCGUUACUCAGUGCACAUCGUCGCGUACCCCCUGCGGUCUCUACCACACUCGCUAGUGCAGAAGGACCUACAGCACGACCACCACAACCUGGCAGACUCAGUGUCUUCUCCCGCCGUGCAGCCAGUCGUUCCAUCAAUGAAGAACCAAAACGCACCAUGACCAUUGAAACGGAGACAGUCGCCAACAUGUCAACCCUCAAAGCCGAACACUCGAGUCGUAGUCUUCGCAGUCGUGCUUCCACCGAUACUGUCAGACCAAGCGCAAAGCCACCAAAGAAGAAAAAAUCGAGGUUGGCUGUUGCUGGCGAUCGUGCUAAUACACCCAUGGGACAAGCUGCUCAACAUGUCCCUACCAAAUCAGAGAUCUUCGCUGCAACCAUCACGCAAGCUGUUGAUGAAAAUGAAGACAGCGACAGCGACGAGACGUUUGUGUAUGAAUCGAAUCCGAGAUCUCCCAAACGACUGAGUAGAAGCCCGAGCUUGACAUCGCUACAUGGGACCAGCGCGCAUAGUCAUGCAGUCGGACCCUCCAGCCUUGCGCCAGGACUAGCAGUCGGUAGCGGCAGUAGUAGUGGCGGUGGAGUGGGUGUUCCCUCCCAGCAUCACGCAGAGACAGGUCAUCGCAUUGCAUCCCUCUCGCGCGAUCUACGACAUGCAAGCCGACGUGGCCAUGCCAUCUCUGGAAAGCGAAGCAUGAAAUUUGCGCAUCCACAGGAUGAAGAUCGGCGUGUCAGCUAUACAUUGCGUGGGUAUCCCGGGUCAGCGACACCAGGGCAAGAUACAACAUCACCUUUUAGAUCGCCGAGACUACGACCUGGAUUGGAGCGAAAGGGAUCGAGUCCGCAUUCUAGCGGCCAUAACUCACCGCGACAACUUUCACGUCCUGCUUCACCGUAUGGCACGAGUGGCGCGAAAAAGGCUCGUGGACCGAAACAGUUCAAUGCGUGGUCCUUGUAUGAAGAUGAGGAGAAUGGAGUUGGUUCUGAACGUACACCGUUCCUUCGACGUGGUGAAAGUCAAUCAGGGAUGCAUACCGCGUAUGGAACGACACAAGGUCAUCACAGGAAUAAAUCUGCUUCUCUCUUUGCAGGGGUUCCCUUUCUCAUGGCGAUUGUGUGCCUUAUGCUCGUUGUCCUGAUGCUCGGCGCUGCUGUGCUCUCUACCACACAACCACUCCGCAAUGUCAAAGUCCUCGACCUCUCCCACGUCCUUGUAUCAAAGCAAGAACUCAUCUUUGAUGUGGUUGUUCAAGCCAUCAACCCCAAUGCACUCGCAGUACAGGUUAAUGAAGUGGAAAUCUCAGUGUUUGCAGAGUCACCGUAUGUACGAGACGUACCGUUGCCUUCUUGGUGGCAUACAGGAAGCGGUGAAGAUUCUACAACCCUUCUACUUGGUCGUGUGUAUGAAUUCGAUGCAGCGUUGUUAUUCGAGUCACGCUUCUACAAUGGUAGUGUGAGUACUCCGCAUGGUGCACUACGGCUUGAGAAACCUGGCAAUUCAACAGAUGAUGGGGAUGGGCAUCUUGUUUGGGAGCGUGUUAUUCAGCACCCAUUCCAGCUGAUUGUUCGGGGUGUCUUGAGGUAUCGCAGUAGUUGGCUCAGUCACUUGACACGCACGGUGGAGAUCUCCAAGAGUGUUCGUGUGAAUCCUGCAAAACAUGGCAUGGAGGAAGAUGCAUCAUAGCUGUUUGUUACUCGACUUUGGUCUUUUUGGCUUCCCCUUCAGCAUGCGACAGCUUUGUCUCGUUUAAUAGAAAUUCGAAUGAAUGAAUGCAUCCUGUCUACAGCUCAUUAGAGAAGGCUUCAUGGGCUUUUCAUGAUUCAGUAGUGUCUCCCAACGCGUCUCUGUUCAGCAGCCAAUAAGGAUCACUUCACCCUUAGCCCAGCUGUAGAUUCUGCUUAGUCUUUGACUUUUUUGUAGCAUGUCUGGAGCUUCCAUUGGAGAUAUGAUGGCCUGAAUACCAAAGCCAUGAAAGCCAUGAUCAAGUAAGGUGUCAGCUUCAUUUCGUCGCGUCCAACCAAAAACACAAAAACAAAAAGGGCGACAAAGGCAGACAACAACACUCAAAGCAACCACGCAUCAUGUCCCUCGAGGGCUGUG
Protomyces lactucae-debilis is the source of this 2717-nucleotide messenger RNA. RefSeq names its product vacuolar segregation subunit 7-domain-containing protein. Gene Ontology annotation, biological process: positive regulation of phosphatidylinositol biosynthetic process; vacuole inheritance; protein localization to vacuolar membrane. Gene Ontology annotation, cellular component: PAS complex; fungal-type vacuole membrane. Lineage: Eukaryota; Fungi; Ascomycota; Taphrinomycetes; Taphrinales; Protomycetaceae. The record is from RefSeq and is a predicted model, not a curated record. The transcript has a single exon. Bases 324 to 2300 code for a protein of 658 amino acids.